ACUUUUUCCUGUCUGUCAGUCUAGGACUCGGUGGGACCGAUACGCCCCAAACAAGAAUGCGAAAGAGUAUUAGUAAUGAGAGAACAUUUUCAGCUACUGGCAAUGAGUCAUUUCUCUAUAAAAAGCUGGUGGACCUUGCAGAGAUGCUUUCUGCAGAGAUGGAAGAAGAAGGCCUUUCUGGGAGGACACUGACACUGAAGCUAAAAACUGCUUCUUUUGAGAUAAGGACUCGAGCAGUGACUUUGCCAAAGCACAUCGCCUCAAAAGAGGAAAUAUUCAAGCAUGCUUCAAAGCUUCUGAAAGCCGAGCUCCCUGUAUCUUUACGUCUCAUAGGACUCCGUGUUUCUCAGUUUAUGGAAGAGAAUGCCAACCCUUCUGAUCCCACACAAAGAACACUCUCCAACUUUGUUGUUCAAGGAGAUGUUGCAAGAGAGGAGGAGGACGAUCAUGUGCCUUCGUGCUCUGAUAUUAGCGAAAAUCCCUUCACAGGCGACACGUGUUCCGACUUUCCCACGAAAAGCAGCGAAAUAUCUCAAAGAGACAAAGUCAAAGUCAAUGUGUGUGAACCCAGUGAUGCUAGCAACUCAUCAAGGCCAUCAACAGAGUUACAGCUGGAGGUUGCCGCUAACGAAACAGGGCAUUGCUCAGAUGAUCAUGAAGAGUUUCUAGUUUGGUUGGACGGCUAUAAAUGCUCGCUCUGUGGUAUUGAAAUGCCUCCAGGUUUCAUCGAAGAGAGACGAGAGCAUUCCGACUUUCAUGUUGCACAAAGGUUGCAAGACGAGGAAUCGAAUGACAACUACAGAUUGCUGACCCCUAAUAAGCAAAGGUCAAUACAGAAUGGGGCUGCAAGAAAUGGAGGUGGUCAGAGAAAGAAGAAGAAAUUGUCUCCUGCUUCCACCAAGUGCAUUCCAAUUGAUUCUUUCUUUGUCAAGACAAAUCAGAAUUUCUAGCUUCAAAAGUUUGAAUAGCAAUUAGAAAUUGUUUGUGUACCUUCCUUUUCUUGUACAGUAUGUAAUAAGCAAUUAUAGAAAGAAUAUAAUGUACAUUUAAAGUUUUAUGAUCCCACAUUCUUAUAUACAUUCAAUUUUUAUGAUAAUUUUUAAAAUUAUGGCCAGGCUAUUUUGACACCAAGGUAUAAGUGUCAUAUUAUGACACCACCAAACUAAGGCUGAAUAAACUUAUACGAAAAUG
This is a messenger RNA of Cuscuta campestris, 1191 nucleotides long. Lineage: Eukaryota; Viridiplantae; Streptophyta; Magnoliopsida; Solanales; Convolvulaceae. The record is from the annotation of a GenBank genome assembly.